AAUCCUCCUUCAACUACUGCAACUUUUCACCCUCUCUAACUUCCGCUUAAGCUUCAUACUUGCCCUUGACAAAACGUUCUUGUCCUGGUCAGAGCUUAAGCUUGUUUCUCUGUACCUAAGCCACUCCACUACAUACACACCUAGCGCCCCGGCUACAACUACAUACACUACAGAUCAAGCAGCCCCAACCAGAUCCCUUCAUUCUCUCCACCCUGGGUAACGUACCCUGUUUGUCGUAUAAGCACUGCCUCGUCCCGAAAUCUCCUACUCCCUUUUGACGCGUCCUCCAUACUCGCUUCCGUUUCAUAUAUCAGUCCUCCUUCUUCGCUUGCCUUCACUACUCACCUUACUCUCUUCAGUCCACUCAACCUCACCUCACCUCCAAGCCACUCAAAGAUACCCACACUACAAUAUCACGACUGUUCAGCAUCAUGAUUGAGACUCCCUCACAACGACUGGCCGUCGCCGAAUUGGCCAUCUACGCUCUUUUCUCCCUUCUCGGCAUCUUCAACUUCAUCAAGCAUGGCAGGCACGGUUGGCUCGGCUGGUUUUUCUUCCUGGCCUUCUGUCUGCUUCGUCUCACCGGCCAGGGCAUGUCAAUCAACAGCAGCAGCUCGUCGGCUGCAAUUGUCAGUUCCAUUGGUAUUUCAGCUUUGAUUUUGGCUGUGCUUGGCAUCACACACGAAUGCUCCAAGUACACCAAGAACUACAAGAAGCAGGUUGAGUGGGCUGUCAUCAUCUUCCUUCACGUCGUCGUCUCUACUGGUAUCAUCCUCGUUGCCAUUGGCGGCUCGCAUCUCUCCGAUCCAGCCGAGGAUCCAAAGAAGUCGCAAAACCUAAUGGAAGGUGGUUACAUCCUCGUCCUGCUCGGUCUGCUUCUGGUCACUGGCUACAUCAUUGCAACAUGGCGCAUACUCCCAUCUGCGCACCAAGCCGGCGGCGCCCACGCUUCAUCUGCGCAAGCCAAGACCAUGGCUCUCGCCGUUAUCUGCACACUGCCCUUCAUCUACGCCCGCGUCAUCUUUGGCGUCGUCUCUGCCUUUAAGAUUCUCACCGACCCGUCGCUCAGCCCAUUCAACGGCAGCUUCGUCGUCAAGCUCGUGCCCAUGUCGCUGAUGCAGAUCUUUGCUGCUCUCAUUCUCGUGGUCGGUGGCUUGUUGACACGCAACAUUGCGUCCAAGAAAGCCUAUGAGCCGGAAAGGCCAGAACUCCUACUAAGUCAUUUCUGAUGCAGCAAAUCAGGGACACGGAGGCGCGCGAGCACAAGGCCUGUGUCUACCCACGACCAGGCUCAGCCGAGAUGGGCGGGAGCUUAAGCGUGCUUUGGGUGCAGAAUGAAUGAUGGUCGUGGAAAAUGGUUGUACGAUUAGCGCUUGCAGAAGUAAAGUAGUGCGUCAUUUCUUGGCAUCGGCGUUUGACUCUUUCCAUAUGGGGAUGAUCGGAUCCAGCGCCGGGCAGAUAUGGGGGGAAGUCUUUGAACAACAUGCAUAGACCGUGUGUAGCACAUCUAAUGAAUUUCAUUGACCUCUUGAUAUUUCCACUAUGCUCAUGCUGAUUGAUUGAUUUCUUGGCGUCGCAUACUGCUGAACAGUUCGUCGUCGUAUCAAGUCACGUGCGCGCCCUCAUUCCUUUUCCUGAUGUGGGCACACAAAUCGUGACAAGACACCUGGAUCUAAGAUAGUCAUCCCAUGGCAGACUCGACUAUGCUC
Molecule: messenger RNA, 1709 nt
Organism: Pseudovirgaria hyperparasitica
Lineage: Eukaryota; Fungi; Ascomycota; Dothideomycetes; Acrospermales; Acrospermaceae
Exons: 3
Coding region: 432-1229 (265 amino acids)
Source: RefSeq, a predicted model, not a curated record